AAAACUAAACUCGAACAAUCUCUUUUCCAGACGCAGGCUGGAGGAGCAUAUGGCGGCGACGGAGACCAGCUUAAGCCCGGCGGUGGAGUCGGUGGUGCCGGCUUGUAUGUUCGCACCUGACCCGGACUGCGCGGAGGAGUCGCCCGGCGCUGAGCGCAGCGACGCCGGCGACAACCAGAACGGGGAAGCCGAGGAUCAUUUAGACCUCACCAGCAAGUUUGCACUGGUCAGCCCUACAGGAGAGCAGUAUGACUGUUUACAAAAGCAGCUGCGAGAACGAAUAGAGGAAGGAUGCGGAGAAACCAUCUAUGUGGUUGGGAAGGGAACAGACGGCGGUGAUUAUGGUCUGGAUGAGUGGGAUAUGGAAGCAUCUGUCGCUACAGUGCAGUCACUUUGUGAACAGGUUGACGGCGACCUGAUUCUGCUGAGAGAGAGGACAGAGACGGCAGGAUGUGUCCGCGAUUAUCUCAUCCGGCGCCGCAUGGGAGAGGCCGACUUCCUGGAAGUCAGAGUUGCAGUUGUAGGUAAUGUAGAUGCUGGUAAAAGCACACUUUUGGGUGUCCUAACCCACGGCGAACUCGACAACGGUCGUGGAUUCGCCCGCCAGAAGCUGUUCCGCCACAAACACGAGAUGGAGAGCGGCCGGACCAGCAGCGUUGGCAAUGACAUCCUGGGGUUUGACCAGGAAGGGCAUGUGGUCAACAAACCGGACAGCCAUGGGGCCAGCCUGGACUGGACCAAAAUCUGCGAGAGGUCCACAUUUAAAGACGACGAGCUGCCAGAGUUUCAGAUUGAUGACACAUAUUCAGUGCCGGGUGUAGGUACUGUAGUAUCAGGGACUACUUUACGUGGAUUAAUACGGCUGAACGACACGCUGCUCCUCGGUCCAGAUCCUCUGGGCGUUUUCAUCCCCAUCACCGUCAAAUCUAUUCACCGCAAGCGCAUGCCUGUUAAAGAAGUGCGCGGUGGGCAGACGGCCUCGUUCGCCUUGAAGAAGAUCAAGCGCUCAUCGAUCAGAAAGGGAAUGGUGAUGGUGUCACCACGCCUCAACCCACAGGCAUGCUGGGAGUUUGAGGCAGAGAUUCUCGUACUACACCAUCCAACGACGAUAUCGCCAAGAUACCAAGCUAUGGUUCACUGUGGCAGUAUCAGACAGACGGCCACCAUCAUCGGUAUGAACAAAGACUGUUUACGGACCGGGGACAAAGCCACCGUACACUUCCGUUUCAUCAAGACCCCCGAGUACUUUCACACGGACCAGAGACUCGUCUUCAGAGAGGGCAGGACCAAGGCCGUGGGCACCAUCACUAAGGAUCAUUAG
Sinocyclocheilus rhinocerous is the source of this 1321-nucleotide messenger RNA. Its product is annotated as GTP-binding protein 1-like. Gene Ontology annotation, molecular function: GTP binding; translation elongation factor activity. Gene Ontology annotation, biological process: translational elongation. Lineage: Eukaryota; Metazoa; Chordata; Actinopteri; Cypriniformes; Cyprinidae. The record is from RefSeq and is a predicted model, not a curated record.